Molecule: messenger RNA, 2503 nt
Organism: Patiria miniata (bat star)
Lineage: Eukaryota; Metazoa; Echinodermata; Asteroidea; Valvatida; Asterinidae
Exons: 8
Coding region: 223-1029 (268 amino acids)
Biological process (GO): kinetochore assembly; mitotic spindle organization; chromosome segregation
Cellular component (GO): nucleus; kinetochore
Molecular function (GO): kinetochore binding
Source: RefSeq, a predicted model, not a curated record
GGAUGUUGUUUUUGUAGAGAAAUUUGAGUUUCCCUCGCAGUCGCACAUUAAUUGUUGAAUCACCUGUUUAGCCAAAAGAGGGCGCUGUUGGUUGCGGAUGCACGGCGGAUAAAUUUAAGAACGGAGAGGUUCGUGGAUGGCAAAACUUGAAGAUAAACGCUGCAAAUUGUACGGAUAUUGUAGACUUUGGUUAGGAUUAAACUAAGCUGUAGUCAUCAGAGAAUGGCGGAUACCACUCACAAUGAGGUGUUUGAUCGUCUGAGUCAGAGCUUCAAGGAGAGCAAUCUUGGCCAGACCUCGACCGUUGCCAGCCAGUCUUUACUGAGCACUACCCAGGGAGCGGUCAGUCAGCCAGCAGGAAAACCAGAUGAGAAGCUGCUCCAGUACAUCAGGUACAAGGAGUGGUUAGAUACAGUCAAACGGGACCAUGAAGCUGCACUGGAGGCAAGAAGGGUGGUCAGCUCAGCCAAAGACCAAGACCAACUCAAUGAAAGGAUUCUGAAGCUCCAACAGGAACUUUUAAAGGAGUCAACAAGCCACUCGCUGAAGGAGCUAGCACUGAGAAGACUGCAACUCAGCGAUACCUUCCUGCAAAUCCUCUUCCCUGCUUCCACCAGUCAGUCAGCCGUUGAGCAGAGGGACAAAUUCCGUGACUUGACCUCCAGACAAAGCCAGCUGGUUACAGAGGUCAUAGGUCACCAGAAGGUCUGCCAGAGAACGCAAGAUGAGUUGGACAGUGUCCGGAAGGAGUGCGUGGAAAUCAAGAAGAGGAACAGAGAAGUCAUGGGGGAGCUUUUGAAGAAGAAUGAGGAAAGGAAACAACAAGCGAGUAGCUACGACAACGAAAAACACCGGCAAGUGCAAGGUGAGAUCAAGAGAAUCUUAUCUCACAUCCAGAUUGGUCGCAACAUCCUUCAAGGGUUAGUCGUUGGUAGCGGGGUGAACUGGGCCGAAGACGAGCAUUUCAAGGAAUUGAUGCUCGAUCUUGGAAGACCUGUGCAACUUGAGCCAACAGACGGCAGUACUUAGGUUAAUUCUACUGAUUUAACUUUGAAUAUUGACUACUUGAACUCGUGAUCAGAGGGCCAGGGAUUCGAAUCCAGCUGCUGGCCAUAUGUUGUGUCCUUGGGCAAGCCGCUUCACCCCAACUUGCCUCUCUCCACCAAGGAGUUUAAAUUGGUACCGGCAUUAGCUGGGGAGUAACCUGCGAUGGACCAUCAUCCCAUCCAGGAGGAAUAGAAAUAUUCUUAGUCGUUUCAUGCCAAGGAAACUGGAAACAAACGCCGGCCAGAUUGACUAUACUGGCUCAUGACAGUUUUAAUAUGUAGUACAACUAGCCUCCCUCGGUGAUCCAUGGAGCAUUCCUUUUCCCUCAGUUUUGUCUUGAGGAAAACACAACGCUCCACGGAUCACCUCAGGCGGCUAGUUUUGCCACACCGCUCGAAGCAGUCAAUGCAUGCCCAAGACAGCGGAGAUUGCUUUUGCCCUCACGGUCCAAGGAAUGGGACAGAGUGUGUGUAAGUUUUCGUUGCAGUCGUAGUCACGGGCAAUAUUUUGAUAUAUAUUGUUGAAAAACACUUUUCCGACAGUUAUCUUCCUGGGUCCGCCCUAGUUAUGUAGAGAGACCUUUUUUUCGCAAGAGGGGCACUUUUGCUUUUGAUGGGCAGUUCAGUGACCAUUUUAUUCGCGUGAAGAACACUAUAUUUUUUUAGGGGCCCAGUUUUCCAUCUUGAGAGGGGGCACAUUUUAAUGUUGCAAACGCUUUCGAGGGCCAGUUUUCCAUGUCGAGAAGUUAUCGCGAGAGGAGCACCAUUGUUUUUAUUGGCCAGUUGUCCAUCUCGAGAGGGGCACAAUUUUAUUAUUGCGAGAGGGGUACUUGUGCUUUUGAGGGAUAGUUUUCCAUCUCGAGAAGGUUCAAAAUCUUGUUAAUGCGCAAGGGGUACAUGUGUUUUUGAGGGGCAGUUUUCCAUUACAAGGGAGAAGACAAUUUCAUUUGUAGCGCGAUCAUAAUGCUUUCAUGUGUGUGUUACAGGGGCAGUUUUCUUUUCAUCUCAAGGGGGCACAUUAAUGACCGCGAGAGGGGCAAGUUCCCCCCGGUUCCGCCGCCCUGUCCCUUUAAUAGCAAGCAGAAGGAGUUUAAAGAUGCCAAAGUGAGACUUGGUUUUUUUUCUAUUAAAAAUCCCUUCUGUUUUUCAAAGUCAGGAAUUUAAAAUACAAUUUGAAAGACAAACGGUAGAGGUGAAAUCAAGUCAUCUUUUUUAUUUACAUGUACAUGUAUAAUUCUCUUUUGUAAAAGUGUACAUAUUUUUCUAAAUUAUAUUAAACUCUUAAAAAACCUUUUUUUAAAACCUGUGAAGAAGCAGAACAGAUUUCUUUCAUAUUUCUGAAUGGAAUAACCGAUAUUUCAAAGAGAACAGUUAUGCAAGAGAUCAACGUUAAUUGUAAAUAUGUUGUAUACAAGUAAUAGUUGCAGUGACCAAUAAAUAUUCUGAGUCUCACAAAA